AAUUAAAGCGAUUUUAAAGGAAGAAAGUUCACCACCACACAUGACCCUCCACGUAUCAAAAACCCUGCAACCACACCUCAUACACCAGACCCUACUUAGCUGCCCCUCCCUGCCUUGUAUAACGGACUCAAUGAAUUGGCACACUUAUCUUUUGGAACCAGAGAUAUCUUGGGGUGGAGUUCCUGAAGGAGAGGGGGGUGUCCAGUAAAAAAGACCACUGUUCAGUAUCAAGAGGCUAUAUGACCUCAGCACAGCUCCUUACCAACACACAGCAGGCAGUCUCAGCCACACAUCGGACACAAUAGCCUCCACAGUGCAGACGCUCAGUGCAGCCACACAGAAUUAUGGAGGAAGGACCUUACAAGUACAUCAGGGACGGUAAUGGCAAGGUCAGCCGAGUCAUCCGGAUCGGAACGCGCAAGAGCCAGCUGGCUCGCAUCCAGACUGACAGCGUGGCGGCCAAGUUGAAAGAACUGUACCCAGAUGUCCACUUGGAAAUAGUUGGCAUGUCAACGACAGGAGACAAAAUCCUCGACACCGCUUUGUCAAAGAUCGGAGAGAAGAGUUUGUUCACCAAAGAGUUGGAGAAUGCUCUGGAGAGGAAUGAGGUCGAUCUGGUUGUUCACUCACUGAAAGACCUCCCCACCACUCUGCCUCCAGGAUUCACCAUCGGGGCUGUGCUGGAGAGAGAAAACCCCCAUGAUGCAGUGGUCCUUCACCCAAAACAUGUGGGUAAAACUCUGGAGACCCUGCCAGAAAACAGUGUGAUCGGCACCAGUUCACUGCGCCGCGCUGCUCAGCUGAAGAAGAGAUUCCCCCAACUGGAAUUCAAAGAUAUUCGUGGGAACCUGAACACGCGUUUGAAGAAGCUUGAUGAAAAGGAGGACUAUGCUGCCAUUAUCCUGGCUGCUGCAGGUCUCCGGAGAAUGGGCUGGGAUAACCGGAUCAGCCAGAUCCUGGGGCCUGAAGACUGCAUGUACGCUGUUGGACAGGGGGCUCUAGCUGUGGAGGUUCGUGCCAGAGAUGCAGACAUCUUGGAGAUGGUGUCUGUCCUCCAUCACCCUGAAACUGUGCUGCGCUGCAUAGCUGAGAGAGCUUUCCUCAGGCACCUGGAGGGUGGCUGCAGUGUUCCAGUGGCAGUACACACUGAAGUGAAGGACUCUCAGCUCUACCUGACGGGGGCAGUGUACAGCCUGGACGGGUCAGACAGCCUGAAGGAAACCAUGCAGACUAGCGUUGCUGCUGCUGAUAAAAAGAGCCAAGAGGAGGUGGACGAGGGCGUCCAGAGAGUGGGUGUCACAGCCAGCAAGAUCUCCGGCGAGGCCCAGAACGACGCCGAGCGGCUGGGGGUCGACCUGGCCAAAUUACUGCUGAGCAAAGGAGCCAAGGAGAUCCUGACGGUGGCCAGGCAGCUCAACGACGCCAGAUAAUCGGGCUCGGCUGAGGGCCCCCGGGCUCCAGAGGUGACCGGGUCCUCGAGUGCUGGAGUCAGUCACAACCUUGUGUCAAGUAAAAACUUGAAUUCCUUUUUUAUGUUCCCCAUUUCAUGUUGCUUGAGGAAAACAAUGUCGACCUCCUGCUCCACCAGGUGAACUCAGUCAACAGCAGGCACAUUUUAGAGGAUUUCAAACACUACUUGGACCAAAGUUGUGCUCGGUGUGGUACAGUGCUUCUAAACUGAUCGCUUGUUCAGGGUCACUGCAGUCUGCAGCACUCUUGGCCUUGGAUCCAACCUGUUACGUACUUGACCUCAUGGAACCAUAACUUGAGCCACGUAGAUACCGCCUUACUGGGAUUAUCAGUGACAAACACCAAACAGCCUUCAAACAUAGUCACAGCAUUUACAGUACCAUUACUGGCUGAUUUCCUCAUGGUUAAACCGUUUUUGUUUUUUUAAAGUAUAGCAGUAUAUUAUGAGUAUCAGUGUAUUAAAUGUAAUGUCUCUAAUACUCAGCAUAGUCAAUUUUUUCCCCGUAACCAAGGAUGUUUGUUUCAUCAACAUCCUUUUCUAGUUCUCCUUAAGCAGGGACAAAAUAGGAGUUAACCCACAGCUCCUCUCGUAGUGCGUCCUCAUUUGGAAAAGCUGGCUUUUUAUAGUACCAAAGAUGAGUUUACAAGCAUGUGGGCACAUUUUCUGGUUGGGAGCAGGCAGCACUGCAAUAUAAAAUGGGGCUAAAUGAGAUGUGAAAUGUAAAUAUAAAUGUGGAUUCAGCCAUGAGUCAGCAUAGACUUUCUCUCCAGCUCCUUCAAGUUCACCAGUACUUGAUCAGGCCUCGUCCGUGCUGUUCAUUGUUAUAGUGUCAAGUUUUAUCGUGUUUCGCCGCCUGAAAAAUAAAAUUUUCCGCACAGCCUUCUUUCAGCCCAUGUUUCAAAGUUUACUGCUUUUAAGAGUGUGCGAUUGAUCCUCCAGAGAGGAUGAUGAUGAUAAGCUGAAGGCACAGUUAGUGACGCCACGUUGGUACAGCUUUGUCCUGAGCCCAUACGAAGAAUCGUUCCACUACAUGACUGGAGAUGCCUUGUUUAACACUGGAGCUAUCACUGCAUCUGUUUUCAGUCUUCUUCUAUGAUUUUAAGUGUGCACUGGGGCCCAGUUUGUCCUGUUUAUGCUUUGCUGAUAUUGUAUCACUGCAGAUACAACACUACAGCGCCAUGUGAAGCAUCAGCUGUCAGCUUCUGAGUUUUAAAUACAGUGUAAAUGCUACAUUUGUUGAUGUACGUCAGUAUAAUCACUAUUUAAAAGGUAUAAGCCUAAGCAGCAGCUCUACUCACUGGCUUCAUAAGCUGCCAAUAGGGUGAUAUACUGUUGUGUUAUAGAUGUAAAGUAGCCAUAAAGACCUUAUUUAACUGAAAGAAAUCACAUAUAUUUUUUUUUCUGCAAACUGUUUUACAGCUGCUACACUCAACACAUUAGCUCAGAACUUGAUUAAUGGCCAAUGCGAACUCAUUAACGCAGAUGGUUGGUGUGUGUUAUGGUGAAGUUCUACUGAAGCACCACUGCAUUCAGAAUUUGACUGCUGCAUCUGAUAAUUAAAACAGAGUUCUCCUCUAAAUACAAGGUGAAGAUCCCGUCGGGAGCAGAUACUCUCAUAAUGAAGACUUCUGUAAUAUUAUAGAUUAGUAUAGUCAUCACAAUAUGUCAUUCAGAAUCAUGACAUCUUUAUCUCACAGAGACGUAUAGAUGUGCUUGAUGGAUUACUGUUCUGGUCAUGGUUUAUUUUAAUUAAGAGAUGCAGAUGCUUCUGUACACCAUCCACAGCCAUUCAGAAUUUUAGCAGUUUAUUCUUUUUUUUUUUUUUGUAUAUAUUCAGAGAAUGGAAUAUUUGCUGUCAUGUUGUCUAUCAUGAUGCUGUUCUCCACAUAUCAAACUGACGGGUUUCUGAAAGCAAUACAUCUUCAGACUUAUUGACCUUAUUGAAACGUCUUGAACGCCAUUGUUCAUCUUCCUGUAGCCUCUGUCAAAGUGCCAUCUGAGUAAAUGUAUCAUAUCUGCCUUACAUACAACAAUGUCUGUUUAGAUCUUCAUUCUGCAUGAGUACACCCACUGUACAGUUAGUGUGAUACCAUAUUGAAUUUCCUGUGUUGUAUAUUAAACUUAAUUUAAAACCUCCGGAGACAAUGAGAGAUAACGUUAGCCAUAUUUGUUUUUCAGCUUUAAUUUCCGUGUGAAUGAAAGUAGACUGUUCCUGCAUUUAGAUUCUAUACGUCAGUUCCCAUAUUGCUGUUAAUGACAAAAUAUUGAGUUGGUAUCAGCACGUGUCUUUGUUUUGCCAUGUCUGUGAAUAUCAUGUCAAAUUAAAGCACCGAUGUCAACAAACAAA
Messenger RNA from Acanthopagrus latus (yellowfin seabream), 3818 nucleotides. RefSeq names its product porphobilinogen deaminase-like. The transcript is spliced from 14 exons. Bases 345 to 1430 code for a protein of 361 amino acids. Gene Ontology annotation, molecular function: hydroxymethylbilane synthase activity. Gene Ontology annotation, biological process: heme biosynthetic process. Gene Ontology annotation, cellular component: cytoplasm. The record is from RefSeq and is a predicted model, not a curated record. NCBI's taxonomy places the organism in Eukaryota, Metazoa, Chordata, Actinopteri, Spariformes, Sparidae.